AUGCGCGACCAGGCGAUAUCCCCUCCAUCGCAGCCGCAUCUACAGAUUUUCAACCUCCUCCAAGCACCUACUCAGAAGUCAAACUUCACGCUAUUCCCAUUCCUCCCAAGCGAGAUACGUCUACUGAUAUGGCAACACUCCUUACAAUCCCAACGCAUUGUCAACGUAUCUCUAGAUACGACCAAACAAGUAGAUCCCCGCCACGAGUACCCUGAUACCGGAUUCAUCGACUACGACCGGUGGCAUCGAGCAAUAUUCCCUGCCCACCAAGCUCUCAGCCAGUUACUACGUGUGAACAGCGAAGCCAGACAGGCAGCUCUGUCAUUCUACUGA
Penicillium atrosanguineum is the source of this 333-nucleotide messenger RNA. RefSeq names its product 2EXR domain-containing protein. The record is from RefSeq and is a predicted model, not a curated record. The coding region runs from base 1 to 333 and encodes 110 amino acids. NCBI's taxonomy places the organism in Eukaryota, Fungi, Ascomycota, Eurotiomycetes, Eurotiales, Aspergillaceae. The transcript has a single exon.